Messenger RNA from Effrenium voratum, 583 nucleotides. The record is from the annotation of a GenBank genome assembly. Lineage: Eukaryota; Dinophyceae; Suessiales; Symbiodiniaceae.
GCUGGCGGUGCCUUGGAGGACAUCAACGGCGUGAUGGACUUCAAAGCCACCAGCGAGGAGCUGUUGGUGGCGGACUUUGGGCACGUGACGUUGCACAGCUUGGGCCGGAAGGUGGACAUUGAGCUCAGCGAGGUGGACUUGCGCAGCGCGGGCAAGGCCAUGACCCCCGCCUCGCUGCUGCAGGACGGCGAAGGCCGACCCACGCGCCUGGGGGUGACGGCACAGCUGCGGCAGCAGCCCUCGCACCUGGAGGCCACGCUGCGCCCAGCCUCGCUGCAACUGAGCUUCCAGCGGUGCGACCUCACGCGCCUUUUGGAUGUGCUGGCGCUGAACCUCGGUGGCACUAGCGAGCCAGCUGCGCCAAGCACCCGGCAGCCCUCGCAGGUGAGCUCCUUUCAUUCUGCGCGCGAGUCUGAAAGCACUACCACACAUCCCAGGACGAUGAGCUUCGAAGUUCCCAGCCGUCGCAGCUCCGUGCUGGCGGCGCCAAGGGCGCGGACCUAUGCCUCGCGGGCCCGCAGUCAGGAGUUUGCGCCACCCGUGCUUCCUGGGACAGACCACGCUGAGCCGUUUACCUUUCAGC